GGCAGUGUGCAUGCGCGGUGCAUUCUUUAGCUGCAGAUUUUCCAUUACUAAAAUUCUUCUACAGAAAGUCAUUUAACUUUCAAUUUAGCAUUAUGCGGCCUCCAAACACCUCUCUGUUUGUCCGGAACAUCGCAGAUGAGUCCAGAAAAUGUAAAAGCGUCCAGUUGUGGAGCGGCCACAAAGAGUUACAAAGACCCAUUAGCUGUAUUAGCCGUAAAGACAAAGAGGCCAAAGGAGCAAAAGAGAGAGGGUGAAAGUUUGAAAGACAAAGAAAAGAAAGUAAAGCAUGAAGAGGAAAAGGGGAUCGGAGACAAGGCUUGGAAAAGGUUUAAGACGAGAAAGCAGGAAGUCUGUCUGCAAGUCGAUUAAAGGGUUAAAGAUCAAGAUGAAGUCAAAGUCAAGUCAAGGUAACAAGUCUGUAUUGUUUUACGUGCGCGACGCGGAGGAUGCUCUCCACAGUCUGGACAGGAAGUGGGUCUGUGGCCGACAGAUCGAGAUCCAGUUUGCCCAGGGUGAUCGAAAGACACCAAACCAGAUGAAGUCGAAGGAGCGGCGAUCUCCAGGGGGGCGGUCUCCAGGACGAUCCUCUCGCUAUGAUGAUUAUGAUAGAGACAGUCGCCGUCGGCGAUCACGUAGUCGUAGCUAUGAGCGCUAUCGCUCCCGCAGCCCUUCGUAUGACCGCCACCGCCGGCGCUCCCCCAGCCCCCGAGAAUCUCACCGAAGACGAAGGAGCAGAAGUCAUGAAGAUGGCGGAUACAGACAGAGGCCUCGCCGUGAGUCCCGUGCCCGUUCCCGUUCUCGCUCACGCUCUGCUACGCCCAGAGAGGAGCCUCCAGCGGCACCUCACUUUGAAGAGGAGCCGCGGCACAGAUACUCGCGCUCACACUCACGCUCUGCUUCCAGAUCUCGCUCUCGCUCUCGAUCCUGGGCCGGACGCAAAUCUGGAGGCCGUUAAGAGAAGGAGGGCGUGAGGAGAGUUUUUGACAUGAAUGUAUCGUCCCAUGAACCAUUUGUAAAAAGCUUGUCACGUCUAACGAUAAGUGCUGUUGCUUGGUUUUAUACAGUUGUUUGUGUUAAGUACUAUUCUCACAAAGAGUGUUUUUUUUGUUUUUUUUUGUAGUACUUGGUUUCAUAAACCCUAUGCAUCAUUUGCUAAAGAAAAUCAGUAUUUUUUAACCUAUUGAUAGUUUGACAAACCAUUCCAGUGUCGAGUUUGGAACCUACAUUUGUUAUGCUGGCUGUUUUUUCAGAGCUGUUGGAAUUCUGUUGGGUGUGUAAGCAAGUAAAGAGUCAAACUUGUGUUAAGCUUUGCAUGUACAUUAUCUUUUAAGCCUUGUUAAAGCCGAGGAGCAGCCCAGUAGUUUGUAAAUAUGUUGAGAGUAUUGGAUGGCAAAAAGGCGACAGUUGACCAGUUCAUCUCUAAAGAAACUAAUCCGAUAGCCUUUACAGAAUGCUCUCCUUAAAAGGGAAGCCAGAAAUGUUUUUGAGUUGAUUUGGAAAAGAAAUGCUUUGAGGUUUUUGACUUUGAAAUGUGUGGAAAAAGCUGCUAUGGAUGUCUUUUUUAAGUGUUCAUCAUCAGACAGUGACUUACCUGAAUUUCUGUUGGUGUAUUUUUUUGUCAAAUUGGACCUUUUCAAAGUGUGGUUUUGUCUUUAAAGUCCCAAAUGAGGAAGAGGUAAUUGUGGUUUACAUGACUGUUUUCACAACUGUUGUCACUUGCAUGUUUUAGCCUUGAAUCUUCUUUGUCUACUAGAAAAUCUGUUAUUUUUGAGUAAUAAACCAGUA
Molecule: messenger RNA, 1785 nt
Organism: Periophthalmus magnuspinnatus
Lineage: Eukaryota; Metazoa; Chordata; Actinopteri; Gobiiformes; Gobiidae
Product: serine/arginine-rich splicing factor 10-like
Exons: 6
Coding region: 287-955 (222 amino acids)
Molecular function (GO): RNA binding
Source: RefSeq, a predicted model, not a curated record